CUUGUUGAGGCCGCUAUUCUUAAUGCAGACGCACCUGAUCGGAUGACUGCAGGUAGAGUAUUUUUCUCUCUUCUUCCAACAUUACUCUAUCUUCUAGUGUUUAUGUUUUUAGCUAGGGGCGCAGCGAAGGGACAAUUGGGACUGUAUGGUGGAAAAGGAGGAAUUUUUGGAAUUGGUAAAUCUAUCAGUAAGACCAAUAAGUCAAAGGUAACUUUUAAGGAUGUUGCGGGAAUUAAAGAGGAGAAGGAAGAAUUAGAAGAAAUAGUUGAUUUUUUGAAGAGACCGAAAAAGUAUGCUUCUAUGGGUGCUCGAAUACCUAAGGGUGUAAUUUUGUAUGGGCCUCCCGGAACUGGAAAAACCCUCUUGGCUAAAGCAGUAUCGGGAGAAUCUAAUGUUCCAUUUUUGGAAGCUUCUGGAGCAAGUUUCGAUGAUAUGUUUGUAGGGGUUGGAGCGAAAAGGGUUCGAGAAUUAUUUGAUAAGGCUAAAAAAUUAUCUCCUUGCAUUAUCUUUAUUGACGAGAUUGAUGCUCUCGCAGGUAAACGAGGGGGAAAAUUCAACAUUCAGGGAAAUGAACAAACAAUAAAUCAAUUAUUGAGUGAAAUGGAUGGUUUCAACACACAAGCAGGAAUAAUAAUUAUUGGAGCGACCAAUCGUUUGGAAAGUAUUGAUGAGGCAGUUCUGAGACCUGGUAGAUUUGAUAGACAUAUUCAGAUAAAUCUUCCCGAUAUUUCUGAGAGAAGAGAAAUUCUUAAACUACAUGCCAAAAAUAAAAAUCUCUCAAAUAAGAUAGAUCUUGAGGAAGUAGCGAGAAAAACUCCAGGAUUCUCAGGAGCACAAUUAGAGAAUGUUCUAAACGAAGCAGCAUUGUUAGCUGUUCGAGGGAAUAAAAAAUUCAUUUCCACUUCCGAAAUAGACGAAUCUAUUGAUAGAGUUAUGGCAGGACCUGCUAAAAAAGGAAGAAAGAUUCUUUUGGCAGAAAAAAAACAAAUUGCAUAUCAUGAAGCAGGACAUGCGAUUGCAGGACUUUAUACCGAUGAUGGAGAGAUUGUUGAGAAGAUCACAAUUAUUCCAAGAGGUAAAGCAGCUGGAUAUGUUCUUUCAGUUCCAAAAGUUCAGGAAAGAUCUAUUAGCACUAAAUCACAAUUGCUCUCUACAAUUCUGACCAUGUUGGCUGGUAGAGCCGCUGAAGAAUUAUUCUUCGGAUUGGAGAAUAUAAGCACUGGAGCGUCUAAUGAUUUGUAUAAAGCUACUCAAAUUGCAAGAAAUAUAGUACUAAAGUUUGGAAUGUCCAGAGAAGCAGGAAUGACACAAUUUAUUCCUUCUGAAGAACCCGAAAACCCCUACAAGAAUAACUACUCAGAAACUUAUGCACGAAUAAUUGAUGAUGAAUUGUUUCCUGAUUUGCCUAUAUACACGAAUUCUUUUGGUUCUGAAAUAAUUAAUUCCUUUCUUGAAAGAUUUGAAAGUGUUAAAGGAAAAAAAUUUGAUCCAAAGAUAGUAACUCUGGAUUUAGUUAGCGAACACUUUAUUACUACUGAUAUCAAG
Messenger RNA from Puma concolor (puma), 1545 nucleotides. The record is from RefSeq and is a predicted model, not a curated record. Lineage: Eukaryota; Metazoa; Chordata; Mammalia; Carnivora; Felidae.